AUGUCAGACGUUGAGACACCGGAGCAGUCUGCUUCGACUCCAACGCCCCAGCUCACGCCCAAGGCCAAAGGCAGGGGCAGAGGCCGGGGCAGAAAAGCCGCCGCUCCCAAAAAGGAGCCACCAAAGCCCGCGGCCGCCGCCGGAACAGGUCGACGCGGCCGAUUCAAGCAGUUCGCCGACGACAAAGUCCAGGCCAACUAUGAACGCCAGCGCGAGCUCAAGGCUACUUAUGCGGCUCUCGCCAAUGUUGUGAAGCCUGCCCUUCAGGACUUGGCCUCCCGAACCGUCAAGAAACUCACCAGGAAUGAGGCAUACCACAUGCUGGUGCCGGAGUUUGCGGUUGUCAGCGAACACGUCGACUUGCGCCUCGACAGACAACUCGCCCUCUCGGAGAACAAGCUGGCGAUUGCUGCCAAGAUGACCUUCAAGGCCAAGCACAUCCAGCUUGACGCUGUGCGCGACAUCUACAAGAAUGGAUUUGAAGACCUAGAAAACGAGUUUUUGGACGCGCAACUUCAUCGCCUCGACAUUCUAGAAUACCUCCACGAUCACGGCUUGCCCGUUGAUCUCGUCGACGGCGGCUGGAAUUACAAGCAAAUCUCCGACAAGGAAGCCAGCGAAUUCGGCAUUUACGAAGUCUAUGUCGAUGGCAAACUUGUUCCCUACCCUCAACUCGUCGAGGGAACUGAAGCCAAUGCACUCAGACAGGCUGCUUGGGCCGAGCCUCAACCGGCCAAGGACAGUCUUGCACCACCCACCUCAACCGCUGCUGCAACGCGGACCAAGCGCAAAGCAAAGGACCAACCAGAUGGUCAGCCUGCUUCCAAGAGAUCUUCUGGUGAUGUCGCGCCUGUUCGUCACAUCGCGGGUAUUAUGUCGGCUCAACAGGCUCCAAUUGAGGACGAGUCAAACGAGAGCACGCCAGUUCCCGAGGGCCCGGUGACCGCUGACCAGAGAGAACCGGCCUUGCCAGCAAAAGCGUCCGAGCCGGACGAGUACGGGUGCCGACAGGUCAACCGCCCUACUGCCAAAAACGGCGCUAGUAUCGCCAACCGUCUCAUUGUUCCCCCGUCAUUUCAGUUCGAUGAUGACGAGAUUGGAUACCGCGAUUCGACCAACUCCCCUAGGCACGGAGCCACUCUCGCAAAGCGUGGCAAGUAUCUCGGCAAGCCCAACUCGAACACCUGGCACUACGAUCCCCUGCUUGCUCGUUGGGACGCUCGGGAAAUCGAGGAAGACGACUAUGACAAGGAACUUGUGGAGAGAUUUGCUGUUCAUCCGCGCUACGGCUACUUCCUUCCCAGUAGCAAGAACGACGCCGAGCCUCCAAAGCCGGAAGCAAACCCAAUGCACCCGACCGUGUUCCUGACGCCUUCUGGCAAGACCAUCCAUGCGUCUCGUGUCGUACCUGCAGCAAAGGUCGAGAUUGCCUUGGCCGACAAGCCCCAUCAAGACAAAAUGGCCGCCGUUCUCUCAUCGGUAUGUGGCAAGGACGACAUCUCGCCGGAUGACAUCGAAGGUCCCGAGCUCAAGGCCCUGAAGGACAUCCAGGCCGAGUAUGCCGAGCAGAGACUUAUUGCCGAGUCUAUCAAGGAGUCGGAGCCUGAAAGCGUUGAAGACACGCCUGCCACUUCACCUCUGCCAAUCAAUGAUUCCGCCUUGAACAUAGCGGGCAUGGAGGAGCUCCUCGUUGCCGCCGAAGCUGUUGAAGCCGAGAACAGGGAGAUUAAGCCGGUCGAAGAGACGCCUGCGUUUCUUCCCGCUCCGACUCCCGCGAGACCUGCUACCCGUGCCUACGACGCAAUUCGAGAUAUCUUUGGAGCUAGUGAUUCGCCCGCUCCAGAACCUCCUGCUCCUGCCAUGGCCCCCGACCCUCUCGACACCACUGCACUCGCCAUCCUCGCCGACGCGUCUACCGCCACUCACACCACUCAGCCCGCCGACGUCGUUAUGGCCGACGCGCAUGUUCGCCACCCCAUCCCACUCGACGGACAUCGUCACGGCAACAUCGAGCCCGGCUACUCUAUCCAGCCUAUGCCAGCUGAGUCUCUUACCUCAGGCGCACCUCCUAACGACGGUAUAAGCUGGGUCGAGCCCCGUAUCGCAUCUCCGGGAGCCGACAGCCGGAUACACCCAUCCAUCGAGACUGGCCUGAUGCGGGAUCACCACUCGAACCAACUACCCCCCGCACGUCCAGUUGAGAUGUCGCAAAUGCGAUCUUCCAUCGAUGCUUCGAACGAUACGCGCCGACACUCGAUGUACCACGAGCACAGUGGCCCCUCAGCCUACAAUGACCAGCACCUACCUCCUCCUCAUCCACAGCAACACUAUAUGGCGGCGGACCCCAUGAUUGAUCCCCGCCUCUACUCUGCGCCGAUGGAGGCCCAGGCCGGACAUCAUGAGUAUCACCAGCAAACCUACAACCAGGCUCAUCAGGUAUAUCAACUGCCGGGAAUGUCCAUGCCAGGAGGUCCGAUGGCACAAGGCCCUCCGCAACUUCAGCAGUCCGGCUCUACCUCCCGGAUGCCGUUUACGAACCCCUCUCAGGACAGAAGCUCGCCGCUUCCCCCGUUGCGGCCGUCGCGAGGGCGCAAAAGCGCCCCUGCCGCAUCGGAGCAGUCCAUGUCUAUGGAGCACCAGCAGCAGCAACAACCGCCUUCGUACAUGAACAGCAACAGUGGCUCUUUCUAUCCUCCCGGUCCGCCGAGACCUUACCACAAUGGCUACUCCCAGGAGCAGCCUGGCAUGCCGCCUAUGAUGAGCCAAUAUCCUCCUUACCCCGGCUCGCAGCCUCCAGUGCCACCCCCUCAGCAGCAACAGCAACAGUCGUACGGGCCACCAGGCAUGUCGCCUACCUACUCCUCCAUCGCGCCUGUACAGAGCUCCCCCACCCUUCAGUUCGUCCAGCAGCAGCCUGGGGAGCCUUCGAGAAGCCGGGCGGGAAGCGGCUCAUCCACACCGAGCGCCCCGGGCAACAGCAAAUACCCCAAGCUGGCACCUGCUCCCCUGCCCGCUCACAGAGUUGGCUGGCCACAGGGCCCCGAGCUGAGGACUGUCCAGUAUGAUUACAAGGAGAACAUUAAAGACUAUUCACCCACCGAGCCCCCUCCGCGUCGCGGCCCCGUCCAGAUCCGGGGAUGGAAUAUCAACAACAAUAGAAUCCAACGUCAGAAGACGGAAGAGAAUGGCGACGAGCGUCGCGGUUCCCGCUAG
Colletotrichum graminicola M1.001 is the source of this 3213-nucleotide messenger RNA. RefSeq lists its product as uncharacterized. NCBI's taxonomy places the organism in Eukaryota, Fungi, Ascomycota, Sordariomycetes, Glomerellales, Glomerellaceae. The transcript is spliced from 3 exons. Bases 1 to 3213 code for a protein of 1070 amino acids. The record is from RefSeq and is a predicted model, not a curated record.